CGCCCUGCCGCCCUUCUUCGGUCACGUGACUGCAGGGAGGCAAGGCGGAAGCCAGACCGGCCAACCCCUAAGAGCUGGGGCCUGGAACUGAAGGGGAUUCCUCCGCGGAGGAGGAGGAGCCAGCGUGUGGACCCCGCGGGCCUCCACCGGCCCUGUGCGUGCGCUGCCGCCGCGGGCUCUCUGACAGGUUUUUAAUGGAGCAUCACCUAGUCAGCCCGCAGACCUGGCUUCAUAUAAUAAUCUGCAGGGCCCAGUUCUGACACAGUUUGUCAUCCUGCUGUCUGCACACUCCUGAGCUGCUCGUCCUCAGGAUGCUGGACUUCCUGGCUGAGAACAACCUCUGUGGCCAGGCAAUCCUGAGGAUCGUUUCCUGUGGCAAUGCCAUCAUCGCAGAGCUGCUGCGGCUCUCGGAAUUUAUUCCAGCUGUGUUCCGUUUGAAAGAUCGAGCGGAUCAACAAAAAUACGGAGAGAUCAUAUUUGAUUUCAGCUACUUUAAGGGUCAAGAGUUAUGGGAAAGCAAACUGGAAGCUAAGCCAGAGCUACAGGAUUUAGAUGAAGAAUUUCGGGAAAACAACAUAGAAAUUGUGACCAGAUUUUAUUUAGCAUUUCAGAGUGUGCAUAAAUAUAUUGUAGACUUGAACAGAUACCUAGAUGAUCUCAAUGAGGGCGUUUACAUUCAGCAAACUUUAGAAACUGUGCUUCUCAAUGAAGAUGGAAAACAACUUCUUUGUGAAGCUCUGUAUCUCUAUGGAGUCAUGCUGCUAGUCAUCGAUCAAAAGAUUGAAGGAGAAGUCAGAGAGAGGAUGCUGGUUUCUUACUAUCGAUACAGUGCUGCUCGAUCUUCUGCUGAUUCAAAUAUGGACGACAUUUGCAAGCUGCUGCGGAGUACAGGUUAUUCCAGCCAGCCAGGAGCCAAAAGACCACCGAACUAUCCUGAGAGCUACUUCCAGAGAGUGCCUAUCAACGAAGCCUUCAUCAGCAUGGUCAUUGGCCGACUGAGAUCUGACGAUAUUUACAACCAGGUUUCGGCCUACCCACUGCCAGAGCACCGCAGCACUGCCCUGGCCAAUCAAGCUGCCAUGCUGUAUGUGAUUCUCUACUUUGACUCUUCCAUUCUCCAUACCCAUCAAGCAAAAAUGAGAGAGAUCGUGGAUAAAUACUUUCCAGAUAACUGGGUGAUUAGUAUCUACAUGGGGAUCACAGUUAACCUAGCGGAUGCUUGGGAACCUUACAAAGCUGCCAAAACUGCUUUAAACAACACCCUGGACCUUUCAAAUGUUAGAGAACAGGCAAGCCGGUGCGCUACUGUCAGUGAGCGAGUGCAUGCCCAAGUGCGGCAGUUUCUGAAGGAGGGGUACUUAAGGGAGGAGGUGGUGCUGGACAACAUCCCCAAGCUCCUCAAUUGCCUGCGAGACUGCAACGUGGCUAUCCGGUGGCUGAUGCUUCACACGGCAGACUCAGCCUGUGACCCAAACAACAAACGCCUCCGUCAGAUCAAGGACCAGAUUUUAACUGAUUCCAGGUACAAUCCCAAGAUUCUCUUCCAGUUGCUGUUGGAUACUGCACAGUUUGAGUUCAUACUCAAAGAGAUGUUCAAGCAAAUGCUUUCAGAAAAGCAGGCCAAAUGGGAGCAUUACAAGAAGGAGGGCUCAGAGCGGAUGACUGAGCUGGCGGAUGUCUUUUCAGGAGUGAAACCCCUAACCAGAGUGGAAAAAAACGAAAAUCUACAAGCUUGGUUCAGAGAGAUCUCAAAACAAAUACUGUCUUUAAAUUACGAUGACUCUACUGCUGCAGGUAGAAAAACUGUGCAACUAAUACAGGCUUUGGAGGAGGUUCAGGAAUUUCACCAGUUAGAGUCAAAUCUGCAGGUGUGUCAGUUUCUUGCUGAUACACGGAAAUUUCUCCACCAGAUGAUCAGGACAAUUAACAUUAAGGAGGAAGUCCUGAUCACGAUGCAGAUCGUUGGAGACCUCUCCUUUGCUUGGCAGCUAAUUGACAGUUUCACAUCCAUCAUGCAAGAAAGCAUAAGGGUAAACCCAUCCAUGGUUACCAAACUCAGAGCUACAUUUCUAAAGCUUGCCUCUGCCUUAGACCUGCCCCUUCUUCGUAUUAAUCAAGCAAACAGCCCUGACCUCCUCAGCGUGUCUCAGUAUUACUCUGGUGAGCUGGUGUCCUAUGUGAGAAAGGUCCUGCAGAUCAUCCCAGAAAGCAUGUUCACGUCUCUUCUGAAGAUCAUCAAGCUUCAGACACACGACAUCAUUGAGGUGCCCACCCGCCUGGACAAAGACAAGCUGCGGGACUAUGCACAGCUCGGCCCACGAUACGAGGUUGCCAAGCUUACUCAUGCUAUUUCCAUUUUCACUGAAGGCAUCUUAAUGAUGAAGACAACUUUGGUUGGCAUCAUCAAGGUGGAUCCGAAGCAGUUGCUGGAAGAUGGCAUAAGAAAGGAGCUGGUUAAACGGGUGGCCUUUGCCCUGCACCGGGGACUGAUAUUCAACCCUCGGGCCAAGCCAAGUGAAUUGAUGCCCAAGCUGAAAGAGUUGGGAGCUACCAUGGACGGGUUCCAUCGUUCCUUUGAGUACAUUCAGGACUAUGUCAACAUUUACGGUCUGAAGAUCUGGCAGGAAGAAGUGUCUCGUAUUAUAAAUUAUAACGUGGAGCAAGAAUGUAAUAACUUCUUAAGAACAAAGAUUCAAGACUGGCAGAGUAUGUACCAGUCCACCCACAUUCCAAUACCGAAGUUCACUCCUGUGGACGAGUCUGUAACAUUUAUUGGCCGACUGUGCAGAGAAAUCUUGCGAAUCACAGACCCAAAAAUGACGUGUCACAUCGACCAGCUGAAUACCUGGUAUGACAUGAAGACACACCAGGAAGUGACCAGCAGUCGCCUUUUCUCAGAAAUCCAGACCACCUUGGGGACGUUUGGUCUGAACGGCCUGGACAGGCUCCUGUGCUUCAUGGUUGUCAGAGAGCUGCAGAACUUCCUCAGUAUGUUUCAGAAGAUCAUCCUGAGAGACAGAACUGUUCAGGACACUUUAAAAACACUCAUGAAUGCCGUCAGCCCCCUGAAGAGCAUCGUCGCAAAUUCAAAUAAAAUUUAUCUUUCUGCCAUUGCCAAAACGCAGAAGAUUUGGGUCCCUUACCUGGAGGCAAUUAUGAAGGUUGGGCAGAUGCAGAUUCUGAGGCAGCAGAUUGCCAAUGAGUUAAAUUACUCUUGUCGGUUUGACUCCAAACAUCUGGCGGCUGCUCUGGAGAAUCUCAAUAAGGCUCUCCUGGCAGAUAUUGAAGCCCACUACCAGGACCCUUCACUUCCUUACCCCAAGGAAGACAACACGCUCUUGUAUGAGAUCACGUCCUAUCUGGAGGCAGCAGGCAUCCACAACCCGCUGAACAAGAUUUACAUAACAACAAAACGCUUACCCUACUUCCCAGUUGUCAACUUUCUGUUUCUGAUUGCUCAGCUGCCAAAACUUCAGUACAGCAAAAACCUCGGCAUGGUCUGCCGCAAGCCUGCCGACCCCGUGGACUGGCCGCCACUCGUCCUGGGCCUGCUCACUCUGCUGAAGCAGUUCCACUCCCGGUACACUGAGCAGUUCCUGGCGCUGCUGGGCCAAUUCAUCCGCUCCACAGUGGAGCAGUGUACGAGCCAGAAGAUACCCGAGAUGCCUGCAGAAGUUGUGGGCGCCCUCCUGUUCCUGGAGGACUAUGUCCGGUACACCAAGCUCCCCAGGAGGGUUGCUGAAGCCCAUGUGCCUAAUUUCAUUUUCGAUGAAUUCAGAACAGUCCUAUAACUUUUUUCUCCUACGUUUUCAAUGAAGAGAUUACAUCUUCCCCUCACUGAAGUGGAUUUGAAACUGAAAAGAAACCCAGCUGCCCUGGGACUGUUUUCCCUCACCCUGGAAGGCGCGAAACACCCUGAGGAAGUUGCCCCACAGCACUGGCCCAUCGUGGUGUUACCUGCAGUUUACAUCACAUGGAAGCAGAACACGGUUUUCCUGAAAGCGAAUGUUAAAUCCAUUUAGUUUUAUGUUCUAAAAAACUAUUUGUGCAACUCAGUUUUUCAGUAAAAUUGUGUUGCCCUUA
Molecule: messenger RNA, 4083 nt
Organism: Cavia porcellus (domestic guinea pig)
Lineage: Eukaryota; Metazoa; Chordata; Mammalia; Rodentia; Caviidae
Gene: Washc5
Product: WASH complex subunit 5
Exons: 29
Coding region: 312-3791 (1159 amino acids)
Biological process (GO): regulation of actin nucleation; actin filament polymerization; endosome fission
Cellular component (GO): WASH complex; endosome
Source: RefSeq, a predicted model, not a curated record